AUGGAUCAGCCGAAGAAGGAGUCAUGGUUAACCACCCUCAAUCCCCUUUAUCCCAGUCUUUUGGAAGGCUCUAAGCCUGAGCUUCGCCUCCCUUCCCAUGAGUCCAAUCCUCCCAUGUAUACAUCCCUACGCCCAGUUGGCGAUGAGAGGCGUGCCCUGGCAAACAUCCGAUCAAUCUUUGGCUAUCACCCAAGGGACUUGAUGAGGAAGAGAGAUCUUGGAAACUAUAUCCCCAAAUCCCACGUGAGAGACAUGAGGGAUGUCCUCUUCCUGAGCGUGAGCAUCUGCCCAUCCACGAUCCAGGACCAGGGCUACGUCGACGUCGGCAUCUCCGUCUUCGACACCCGCUACCUCGACAAUGGCUUGAAAACCGGCAGAAGGGAUGAGGAGUGGGCCCUGUGCGCCGUAAGGUCCUACCACUUCUGCCUCGUCGCCGACAAAUGGGGCGUCACGGGCAGCGACUGCAGAUUCAACUUUGGCCACUCGACGGUCAUCACGCCCGAGCAGCUGCCCGCCUGCGUCGCCGACAUCGUCUAUGGCCGGGACUACGUCGUCGUCGUCUCGAACCCGGAGUCGCGCCCCGAGAGCCUGCAGCAUAAGCUGGGCGUCGACCUGGGCCUCGAUCCCCUCUGCUGCGUCGACGUCGUCAGCAUCUACAACCUGGUCAUGGAGGAGCGCCACACCAAGCUCGGCAGCAUCGUGGCCGAGAUGGGCCUGUUCCGGGAGCGGAUCGACCACCCGGGCAACGCGGCUCACUACAACCUCCGGGCCCUCCUCGGCGUCGUGACCCUCGACGCCACCAUGAACGGGUGGGAGUGGUCAGCCGACUUCAUCUGGUGCGCGGCCUUCAUCGCUAACAGCCCCGAGGCCUUGUACACCCAAGGCUACGGAAAGGAAUGGGUCGACUGGUUCUUCCACGCCCACCUAAAUUUGUUGCGCAUGAAAGUAUCGAUGCGUGAAGAAAACAAGUGGGAGAGGGAGAAGGACAAGUUUGAAAACUUUGAUUAA
Molecule: messenger RNA, 1008 nt
Organism: Clonostachys byssicola
Lineage: Eukaryota; Fungi; Ascomycota; Sordariomycetes; Hypocreales; Bionectriaceae
Source: the annotation of a GenBank genome assembly